CCCUCCAUCUUGUUGUGUGUGGCUUCAUUCGUUCUCUCUCUGCAAAUCCGCCAUUGUCGUCUCCUUGUCUCCCUCUUCCGGGAGACUGAUCUCCAUCUCUCUCUCUCUCUCUGCAUUAUUCCGCCCUAAAUCUAAUUUCCCACCAUUCUUUUUUCUCCUUUUUUCGCAAAAUUUUUCCUUCCCCUUUUUUAUUUUUCAUUUCUGUUCUCUUUCCCGUUUGAUUUGGGGGUCGCCGAUAAUUAAAAUGGAGAACGGCGUGUCCGAAGAUCUCUCAGAUUCAAUUCAGCGACCAGAAUCCUCCGACAAUGACCAGCGUGUUUACUUCGUCCCUCUCAGGUGGUGGAAGGAGACGAAUGAUUCUGUUGCCGAGGAGGAAUCGGAUGGGAAGAAAGGGGUUUUGUACACAGCGGCUCAGGCGUCGUCUUCAUAUGCGAGUCCUAUGAAGCUGAUAAACACCAUGUUCAGCUCGGAUCUUUUGCUCAAUCUGCGGGGAGAAGAGGAUGGUUCAUCGCCCAAUGGCUGCGAGAAUAAUGAAGUGGGUGUAUCCGGGAGGGACUUCGCCUUGGUGUCCGGGGAAAUGUGGGUGAAGGCACUUAAAUGGCAUAGUGAUGCUAAGUUAUCGACAAAGAAAACAAAGACAUUUCUAGCUGCAGAAGAUGACAUGUCCGAUGUGUAUCCUUUGCUACUCAGACUCUCGGUACAACCAGAAAGCAGUUCUUUGGGAGUGAAAAUUACCAAAAAGGACAAUGGGCCUGAAUUUUUCAGAAGAGCAAAUAAGAUCUUCACUGCAGAUUCUGAGAUGUUGCGGAUUUGGGACUUUUCUGAACAGACAGCUCUACUUUCCAUGCUUGGCCAAUGUAGAUCUCCAAAAGAUAGUCCGCGACAGUCAGAUGAGGAGGUUAUCCUGGAACUACAAGUAUAUGGGUUAUCUGAUAACACAAAGUCUAGAGAAGGGAAAAAUGGGGCUGCACAAUAUUCGAAUGGGACAUAUUCUUCUGCUCCACUCAUGAAUGGUAUGAAUGGUAGCGUGUCCACUGGCAUGUUUCGUAGUAGCUCUGCCAUCUUUGGAAGAUCCAGUGAAGUUGGUUCAUUGGGUUUGACGGGAUUGCAGAAUCUUGGAAAUACUUGCUUCAUGAAUAGUGCCAUCCAGUGCUUGGCACACACGCCAAAGCUUGUAGACUAUUUCCUUGGAGAUUAUUGUAGAGAAAUAAAUCACCACAAUCCUCUGGGAAUGGAUGGUGAGAUAGCCUUAGCUUUUGGAGAGUUGAUACGAAAACUAUGGGCACCUGGAGCAGGGUCGGUGAAUCCAAAAACAUUCAAGUCAAAGCUGGGUCGAUUUGCUCCUCAAUUCAGUGGCUUCAAUCAACAUGAUUCUCAGGAGCUUCUUGCUUUUUUAUUGGAUGGCCUUCAUGAAGAUCUUAAUCGUGUGAAAUCCAAGCCGUAUGUUGAAGCCAAGGAUGGAGAUGGACGACCAGAUUCAGAAGUAGCUGAUGAGUAUUGGCGCAAUCAUCUGGCUCGCAAUGAUUCCAUUAUUGUUGAUAUUUGUCAAGGACAAUAUAAAUCAACAUUAGUUUGCCCUAUAUGCAAAAAGGUUUCUAUUAUGUUUGAUCCCUUCAUGUACCUAUCUCUACCGCUGCCCUCUACAAGCAUUAGGACAAUGACUCUGACGAUUAUAAGUACAGAUGGAAGUAUUCCGCCUGCCCCAUGUACAAUUUCUGUCCCAAAGUUUGGAAAGUUUGAAGAUCUUAUCCAGGCUCUAACUGCUUCGUGCUCUUUAGGAGAUGACGAGACUCUAUUGGUAGCGGAGGUAUAUAACAACCGCAUCUUAAGAUAUCUGGAGGAUCCAAGUGAUUCUUUAACUUUAAUCAGGGAUGGUGACCGACUUGUUGCUUAUCGGUUAAAGAAGGAUUUCAGCAGCAAUGGCCCUCUGGUUAUAUUUAUGCACCAGCAUGUGGAGGAAUUUGCUAAUGUCAGGCAGUUCAUCCAUGGGAAACAGACUUCAACGAUGAAGCCAUUUGGAAUUCCUCUUGUUGGGGAGGGCUCUGUCUCUUUCAAUGGAUCUGACAUCCAUAAAUUGUACUUGAAGUUGCUCGCUCCGUUUCAAAGGCCUACUGAUGGAAUUCCGGAUCAAAUUGCCGACUCUAAAAGUAUUACUCUUAGUGAGGAAUCGACUGAGCAUUAUCAAAAAGACAAUGACGAAGCGACUGAGAGGCAGGACAAUAGUGCUUGCUCUAGUGGAACUGCUCCAGAUGACUCCCCUUUGGAUGCUGAACUCGACUUUUAUUUGACGGACGAGAAGGGUUUUCUUAAGGACUCCAAGAUAGUUACGGAUGAGCAAGUGCCAAUUACUGGGGCUCCUAGGCGGUUCUUUGUGAUUGCUUGCUGGGCUGGGAAACAAAUGGAAAAACAGUAUGACACAUCGCGUCUCAGCACAUUACCAGAGGUUUUCAAAUCUGGAUCUUUUGCAAAGAGACCACAGGAAUCCGUUUCACUUUAUAGCUGCCUUGAAGCAUUUUUGAAGGAGGAACCUCUUGGCCCAGAAGACAUGUGGUACUGUCCUGGUUGCAAGGAGCAUCGUCAAGCCAGCAAAAAACUGGAUCUCUGGAGGCUACCAGAGAUCCUGGUAAUUCAUCUAAAAAGAUUUUCAUACACCCGGUACUUGAAGAACAAGCUAGAGACGUUUGUGGACUUUCCUACUGAUGAUCUUGAUUUGGCAACGUACAUUUCUUACAAGAACGGGCAAACAUCUCACCGCUAUGUUCUCUAUGCCAUCAGUAAUCACUUUGGAAGCAUGGGAGGUGGUCAUUACACCGCAUUUGUCCAUCAUGGGGGUGACCAGUGGUACGACUUCGACGAUAGCCACGUUCAUCCGGUGAGCCAGGACAAAAUCAAGACUUCAGCUGCUUAUGUUCUUUUCUACAGAAGAGUUGAAGUGUGAUGGAGAUUAAACUAAGGCCGAGAGCAACAUAGAGGCUAGUCUCAUCAUUAACAGUUUUUUUUCUCCUUCUCCUUCUUAGGACUACAGAUGGAAACCCAAUUCUUUGUUCUUACCAUUAAUUUUGACAGUCUUAUUGAACGGGGGAGGAUAUGUAACCUGAACUAGGUGCGCAGGAGAUGACUGUAUCAUAGGAUCAAGCAAAAGAGUAUACAUGAAAAGGGUUCGCUUUUCAGACUUCACAUACCUGUAGCCAACAUUAGUGGAAGAAAAAAGUUUUCUUAAGAAGUUGAUUUUAGAUCCUCUUUUAACUGUGGUUUAGUUGCCAAUUCUUUCUCUAGUGUUCAUGAGUUUCUAUACCUGUAAAACUCGUGAUCGAUCUCGAGUGCUAGAUAAUUCUGGACAUUGGUGGCUAGUCAGCUAUGUACCAUUUCAGAGAUUGCACUGGAACUUUAAUGUUAUACAGAACCAGAUCAGGGGGACAGAAGGAUUAUAUUAUUUGCCCAAAGUUCAUGGCCUUGUUUUCAGGUCAUUCAGCUGAAGUAGCCAAAGAUGAAUGAUUCUUUGGUCGUCUACUUCAGACCUUAAAAAUGGGUCAUGAAGCCUACCUUUUAAAUCACAUAUUGAUGAUCAU
Molecule: messenger RNA, 3569 nt
Organism: Linum tenue
Lineage: Eukaryota; Viridiplantae; Streptophyta; Magnoliopsida; Malpighiales; Linaceae
Source: the annotation of a GenBank genome assembly